This is a messenger RNA of Moneuplotes crassus, 1714 nucleotides long. NCBI's taxonomy places the organism in Eukaryota, Ciliophora, Spirotrichea, Euplotida, Euplotidae. The record is from the annotation of a GenBank genome assembly.
AUUUAAUUGGACUAUCUUAAUAUGGAAGACAGAGAAGACAUGGAGAGGUUUAUGAAAGAGAGCGAGAAGAGAUUCAGAAAGGCAUACGCUGUUGUUCAAGAGACCCUUGCCUUGAUUUCUAAUGACGAUGCCAUGAUUGAAAACUACGGGUUCACUGUUCAGCAAUACAUUGAUGAGAGAAAAGAGUGAUCAGAGAGGAUUAGAGAUAUUUCUGGGAAGAUCAGGGAAAUCAUUAAGAACAUUGGAGUCACUAAAGUUGUUGCCGGAUCUGCAGGCAUUGUUAGUGGAUUGUUAGUUAUAGGAGGCAUUGUUCUUGCUCCUGUAUCUGGUGGAACUUCUUUGGGGUUGACUGCAACUGGAGCAGGCCUAGGAGUAGGCUCUGGAGUAAUCUCUGUGACAGCAACUAUUGUGAAGGAUUCUCAAAUUGAAAUUCACAUACAACUAUUGAUGCAACUCAUGGAAAGACUCAAAGAAAAAGAUGAAGUGAUGAGCGAAAUAAUUCAAAGACUAAAUGAUCACUUUUUGGAGUUGAAAGAGAUAAUCAAAGAUAAUGGAGAAGAAGCUAAACAUUGGCUCAAAUUUAUAGUUUGGGACAUUUUAAAAGGAGUGGGCUACAACAUAAUGUAUAAAGGGUAUCAACUUUAUCAUACACUUGAUGGGAUUAUUUUUGCCCAGACGAUUCAUGCUUUCAUUGGAGCAGAUUUGGCAGCGAUGAAUUCUGUUGCAAUAGGAACAGCCUCUCCUGGUUUAAAUAUUUUAGGCAAGACACUUGUAGUUGGGGGUACAGGUGCAGCCAAAGGUAUUGCUACUGUGUCCGGUAUAAUUGGAAUAGUCAUGGGAACUUAUGAAAUUGUUGAUGGGUCAAAAGAUAUUCAAGGAUCUGAAGAAGCUGAUGAAAUUGAAAAAUGUGCAGAUAAACUAGAUCAAAACAAUGCCAAAAACGCAGCUAACAAUAAAGAAGUUGAAGGAGCAAUUGAGAAUGGAAUAUUUUUGACAGAAGAUUGUAAAGCAAAGCUAUAUUCAGCUUAUUCUGAUGAAGCAAAGAGCUACAUAGAUACACCCUUGCAUAAUGCUAAGGUAGGACCAAAAAUGCUAAAGAAAUGCAAAUAUACAUGCAACUAUGAGCUUGAUAGUACAAUUGGGCCAAUUCCUUGUGCUGAUGCAAGGACUGGCUGGUCAUGGAGUGAACAUACUCAGUAUUAUGACAAGAUAGAUAGAGAUGAUACAGCCUUCACUAACCCUGUUAUUCACCUAAAAACAGUUUGCUGGCUUGACCCAAGAAUCGAGUUCUUUGGAGUAGAGCCAAGACAAUAUGCGAUCUAUGUGAGACAAGACCUAGACCAAUACCACAACAUGAUGAACAAAGUCAAGGCUAGUCUCAUUGUAUACCUAAGAAACUAUGCAGGAGAUAACAUCUAUGAAGUUCUAGAGGAGGAAAAUGUUUUUGAGACUGGAGAUUAUAUGUGUCAGGAUUUGGUCAGGGAAAUCGAAGGAACUGACGGAUUCCACCACUCAUUCUUUGCUAAUUGUGAUCUCAGACAUUUCUAUGAUAAAUUGGUUGAAAAUGAAGACAACUAUCUUUCAGUUAAGGUCCAAUUUGAAGGAGUCGAUUCUCUGUCUUGGAAAGGAGGAUGGUCGAUUGAUGGAGGAUUCAUGCUCCCAAUUGAUUAAGAAUAGUUUUAUCCUUGUUAUUAAUUUCAAAGCGAUUUUCUCA